Messenger RNA from Camellia sinensis, 1869 nucleotides. NCBI's taxonomy places the organism in Eukaryota, Viridiplantae, Streptophyta, Magnoliopsida, Ericales, Theaceae. The record is from RefSeq and is a predicted model, not a curated record.
AUGUCUAAUUUGUGUCCAGAGUCCGUUGAAAAAUCAUUGGCUUAUUCCCUACAGCGAAAAACGGAAGACCACAGAAAUGGGCCUGAGGACUCUGAACAUGUCGAAUGCAAUGAAGCUGCCAAUGUUAAUGGUCAUGGUGAAACCCACACAGGUAGGCCUAAGAUUGGGAGAGGUCGAAGGGGGAGGAAAAGAAAAAUUGUGGAGAGUUCUGUGGCCAAUGGGGAUGAUGCUGCACAGAAAAAGGAGGUUAAUAAGAUGUCUUUGGAUGGUAAGGAUGAGUUUAUUGGUCGGAUAUUGAGGUCAAGGACAAUGGCGAUGAGUGGUGGUGACAAGGUGGUUGAUGAUUCACUGACGGGAGGUGUUGUAGGUGAUAAAAGGAAGAAGGAAAGUGAUGAUUCAAACCAAAAAAUCAUUGAAAUUGACAAAAAUAAAAGUGCUCCGUUAAUUGGCAGGCGAAAGAAAAAGAUAAAAGGGCGUCGAGGGAGACCCCCCAAGGUGCAGGGGGGAUGUGACGAUUCAAACAAAAGAAUCAUUGAAAUUGAAACAGACAAAAGUGCCCCAUUAAUUGGCAGGAGAAAGAAAAAAGUAAAAGGGCGUCGAGGGAGGCCCCCCAAGGUGCAGGGGGAAGGUGGGCUGUUUAAGGUGAUUGGUUGUGACAACCAGAAGGAAACAGGGUCCAGGAAAAACAGUGAUCAACCAAAGGCCAAAGAAGUCAUUAGGGGUUCCAAGUUUGUAGACAGCAGAAAGCACAGCAGACUUGCCAGUCGGUUGUGUCAUUCUGGUGAGAAAAUCAUUGUAAAAAAUUUGAGAAGGAAUAAGCACAAGGAAGGGGGAGAACUGGGGACGGGAAGAGCAACAGAAAAGAAGUUACUGAGAGAGCGAAUAAUGGCUAUGCUUAAGAGUGCUGGCUGGACAAUUGAAUACAGGCCCAGGUUGAGCAAGGAGUACAAUGAUGCUGUGUAUGUCAGUCCAGAAGGACAUGGUUAUUGGUCAGUCACAAAGGCUUACAGAAUUCUUGAACAAGAAGUUGAAAAUGGUGAUGCUGAUAUCAGGGCUGUUUCUUCAUUUUCUCCAAUACCAGAGGAGGAAUUCAGCAAACUAUUCAGGGUAACGAAGAAAAGGAAAUGGAUGUUAGAAAAGAAAUUGAAGGGUGAAAAUAAGAAAAAUGAAGGAAUCACUCAAAAGAAGUUGAAGAAGAAGCAUGCUACAGACAAAAUAGGUGUCUCAAGGUACAAGCAUAAAGAAACACUGGGUGCCAAGUCAUGGAACAGAAGGAUAAAACGGAAAUCAUCAGAUUGUGAACAAGGUGAUUCAGCUAAUAAAUUGCCGAGGGGAGUGCGGAUACCAAAUCGGGGGGAGAGGAAAAAUAGAAAGAGAUGUGCUUUGUUGGUUCGUGACUCAAAGAAGGGGUUGAAUCCUGAUAGCAAAGGCUUUGUACUGUAUGGUGGGAAACGCAGCCUUCUUUCCUGGAUGAUUGAUUUGGGAACUGUUCCGCUCAGUGGGAAGGUUCAAUAUAUGAACCAUAGUAGUGGAGAAUUGAUUGAUGGCAGGAUAACUAGAGAUGGCAUUCAAUGUGGCUGCUGCAAUGAAACCCUCAAUGUUUCAGAUUUUGAGUAUCAUGCUGGAAGUAAACUCAGUCAGCCAUUUCAAAAUAUAUAUUUAGAGUCUGGAAGUUCCCUUUUGCAGUGCCUACUAGACUCAUGGAGUAAACAUGAGGGGUCUGAACCUAUUAAAUUCCAUUCGGUUGAUGUUGAUGGUGAUGAUCCAAAUGAUGAUACUUGCAACAUGUGCGGAGAUGGUGGGGACUUGAUCUGUUGUGAUAGUUGUCCAUCAACUUUCCAUCAAAGUUGCUUAAAUAUCCAAGUAUGA